Molecule: messenger RNA, 2382 nt
Organism: Heterostelium album PN500
Lineage: Eukaryota; Evosea; Eumycetozoa; Acytosteliales; Acytosteliaceae
Gene: pex5
Product: tetratricopeptide repeat protein
Exons: 6
Coding region: 1-2382 (793 amino acids)
Biological process (GO): protein import into peroxisome matrix, docking
Cellular component (GO): cytosol; peroxisomal membrane
Molecular function (GO): protein binding
Source: RefSeq, a predicted model, not a curated record
AUGUCAUUACUUAGAGAUUUGGUUGAACCUGAAUGCGCUGAACCUAAUGCUUUAGGAGGUUUUGUACAACAAUUUACAUCAAAAAAUACAGGAUUAUAUCAUGAUCAAUGGGAAAGAGAUGGUAGAGAAAGAUUCUAUCAACAACAUGGUGAGGAAUUCGAUGAGAGUCAGUUCGAUGAGUAUUUCAAUGCAGGUGGUGAUCAUUUGCAUCAUGACGAUCUCGAUGCCAUGCUCAAUAGAAAUAUGAUGAGAGACCACCCACAACACAUGAUGUAUCACGGUGACGAAGAGUUGUUUAUGCAUGGUAUUGGUGAACACCAAAGCUCAAUACCAAAAGAGAAACACAGUGAACUACAACAUUUCUUUAAAGAUUUCAUUUCAUCUUCACAGUCACAUCAUUUAUUACCAUCAAUUAAUCUUGGUGAUUUAGGUUUAUCAAAGCUUGAGAAAAAUAUAAUUAAAAGUAGAAGUGAAGUAUUAUUUAGACAAUUGAAUGAAGUUAAGGAUCCAGGAUAUGAAAGUGACCAGCUACAUAGAUUAAUUGAUGCUCUUCAUAUUGAAGAAGAUAAUUUCGAUGAUUUGGAAGAACAUUGGGGAUCCACUGUGAACAAUGGUAUGUUUAAUCCACCACAACAGUUUGGAGAGGAACAUCAAUACAAACAAGAGUAUCCAGACUAUGACGAAGUGGAACAAGAUUACGAUGAAGCCUAUGAGAAUGCUAUUGAGGAAGAUGUUUACGACGAUGAAUGGGAUAAGAUCACUGGUGAAGAUGAUCCAUUUGAAGAUGCUUGGAUCAAUGGCGAGGAUCGUUCGGUUGACGCGGCAUGGGACGAAACAGCAAGGAAAUCACUCACAGAGAUUACGGAAUCGAUCACCAGAAUCAACGAUCCCAAACUGAAACGAUCAAACUUUAUGAAGUUGAUGAAUCAACUACACAGUGGAGAUGCACAAAUCGUUGGAAACACAUUGGUACACAACAAUGAACAGCAGCAACAUACUUCGGAACCGCACCUGGAAGACAUUGGUGAUUCAUGGGUGAAUGACUACUCGGGAUUCACAGACACAGUGUCUGACGAGCGUCUUAGAAUGUAUCAAUUCACCAUCAACGAAUCGCGACCAGAGGACACUUUCGAGGCUGGAAUGGAUCUGUUCAAUCAGGGAUUGAUCACCGAUGCCAUUAUCACGUUGGAGAGCGAAGUCAUGAGAAAUCCAGAGAACUCGGAAGCCUGGAUGUAUCUGGGAAUCGCUCAUGCCGAGAACGAUAAGGAUCAACAGGCAAUCUCUUGUCUGCUGAAGGCAAUCGACCUCGAUCCAACCAACCUGAAAGCGAGAAUGGCACUCUCGGUGAGCUACACCAACGACUACCAGAAGGAGCGCGCACUCGAAACUCUCGAGGAGUGGCUCGUCGGCAAUCCCGCCUACAGUCACAUCAAUUUCUCUGCGAUCGGCAAAGAGGAAGAGGAGUUGUCCACCUUCCAAGACACUUGGAAGCGUCAUCGUCACACGUCAGAGUGGUUCUUGGAGGCGGCACGUCAGCGUCCAAACGAACCGGAUCCCGAGGUGCAAACCGCACUCGGUCUUCUCUACAACAUGUCAUACGAGUACGAGAAGGCAGUCGACUGUUUCAAGGCGGCACUUCAAAACAACUCUACCGACUACCAGCUGUGGAACAAACUCGGUGCCACCCUGGCCAACAGCAAUCGUAGUCAAGAAGCACUCGGCGCCUAUUUCCAAGCGCUCGAACAGAAACCAAGUUAUGUGCGUGCCAGAUCCAAUCUUGGAAUCAGUUAUCUCGCAUUGAACAUGUAUGGAGAGGCCGCACAAACGUUUUUGGGUGCUCUGGCGAUACAUCCAGAGGCAGUACACAUUUGGGAUAAUCUAAAGAUGGUAUUCAGGUUGAUGUCAAGAGAUGAUCUCGUAACAAAAGCAGAGAGAAGAGAUGUCAAUGAUUUUGUAAAUGAUUUCAAAUUCAUAGAGAAGAUGUCAUUUAAUCCUUCAACAAUGUCUGCAUCAUGGUCACCGAAUGUGUUACCUUUAAAUCCACCAAAUACCAAGUUCAGAUGCGAUUACGUAGAUCUGAAAGAUUACCUUGUUUAUUCUAGAAAAGCAAAUGAUUACUUUUUGUAUGAAAUUAAUAAGAUAAAGAGUUUUAAUGAAUGUCAAGAUGUAUGGGAUCGUUUGAAUACAGUAUCGAAUUUAAGACUACAGCUGAUAGAUAAUUGUAUAGGUACGACAGAGAAUGAAAUAAGUCAAUUAACACCACAGAAUAAAGAUGAACUUCGUCAACUUCGACACAAAUUGAAUCUACUUACAAUGGAAAAAGAUGUAGAAACUGUAUUACAAUCAAGUGCAAAGAAGACAUUUCAUAAAAUUUGUAAAUAA